Messenger RNA from Rhinichthys klamathensis goyatoka, 1451 nucleotides. It is a transcript of the gene timd4, whose product is annotated as T cell immunoglobulin and mucin domain containing 4. Lineage: Eukaryota; Metazoa; Chordata; Actinopteri; Cypriniformes; Leuciscidae. Bases 289 to 1209 code for a protein of 306 amino acids. The transcript is spliced from 7 exons. The record is from RefSeq and is a predicted model, not a curated record.
UAUUCUCACUCAUACUGUCCAUGUUUGUUCAAUAAUUCAGCCAAUUCCUCGAGUCUGAUGAAGAAUUAGCUGGUUAACUUAAUCCACCAGCUGUGACUGCAUGAACACUUUGUGCCACUUUGUUUACCAACAAUAGCAAACACACGUGCCACCAUGGACAUGGCGUGUGCUGUGUGCAGCCCCACCGACUCAUUCAUGGAGCCUGUUUACAAGCACAUUAGAUAUCCAGACAUCACACAAUGGCCCUAUUCUUUGCUUCACAACUCCACCUCCAGAUGAGGACUGCAAAUGGGUCAGUGGCCCUGUCCUUCUUGGAGAUGUCACAGGCGCAGAGCUGGGGAACACAGUCACUCUUUCACAUGUCCUCCUCUGCAUAUUCCUGCUGCCGCCCAGCACAAGGCAGUGUUGCCUAAACACCACACUGGAAUGGCUGCUCCUCCCCAGUUAUCAGUCCUUCGCUGGAUCCUCCUCCUCACCAUUUCAGUUGACAGGUGCUCCGUGUUGGCGUUUCAAGUGACGGAGGGCAGCACGGUGAUUUUGUCAUGUCAUUACUCAGUGAAGCACCAUGGCCUCAGCCACGUCUGCUGGGGACGGGAUUGUGGAACGUUCUGGUGCAAUGACAUCAUCGUCCAAACAGAUGAGUACGGCGUCAUCUCCAAAGUCUCCGACAGGUACAGGCUCAUUGGAGACGUUCUGUCAGGACAAAUGGACCUCGGGAUCCAAAGAAUACAGAAGGCGGACAGUGGCCCAUACUGCUGUAGAGUGGACAUAGAAGGAUAUUUCAAUGAUAAGAAGAUGUCCUACACAUUGAGGGUCAUGAAAGCCCCAACGACUGUGCCUCCAACAACCACGACCCCGAUGACUACAGAACAACAGGACACACAGACAGUGUCAUCACUGUCAGAUCAGUCCAGAGGAGCAGAUUCAUCAUUCUCUGACAUUUCCUGGCAGAAUGUCACUCAUGUGCUUUCUGGGGCUAUGAUGGAAGAGCCGAUCUCUCGGAUCACACUACAGAUAAACAUCCCGGUGUUGUCUCUGUCUCUCAGUCUGCUACUGCUCCUCUUGGGCGCUCUGGCCUUUUUCACCUUCAAACGUGGCCUUUAUGGGAAGGCAUUUAACAGUGGGUGUUUCUCAAAGGAGCCCCGACACAUUAUAUAUGAAAUACGCACAAGAAGACCAGUGGAGGAGAACAUCUACACCCUGGAAUAAGAAACAAAAAACACCUGAUUCUCGCCGUUACUCAUACACAGACAUUCACACAUCCUGCAAGUCUUUAAUAUUGUUCAGUUUUUGAUUUAAGAAAGGGAUUGCUCACUCAAAAAUUUGUGGAACUGGUGAUGUCAUUCUAAAAAUGUGUAUUUUGUAAGAACAUAAUGACAAACUUUUCAUUUUUGUGCGGAGGAUCCCUUUGAGUAUGAAAUCUCCUGUAAAAUUGUAAAAAAGAAAAUAUA